Molecule: messenger RNA, 1205 nt
Organism: Hypoxylon trugodes
Lineage: Eukaryota; Fungi; Ascomycota; Sordariomycetes; Xylariales; Hypoxylaceae
Exons: 3
Coding region: 90-1019 (309 amino acids)
Biological process (GO): mycotoxin biosynthetic process
Source: RefSeq, a predicted model, not a curated record
UUCUCCAUCUCCCAUCUGUCAGCAUCUUCCCCCCUUUACAUUCUCACCCUCUCUCAGACUUCAUCUCAAAACCUCAAUCGGCUUCUACAAUGGAACGACUCAAUAGAAGUAACGGAGCUACGGGUGCAGAUAUUAGAGCUACCGUGGAGGUUCUAGAGGGCGAGACGAUCUAUGAAGAAGCCCAGACCUUGCUAUCGAGCGAUGACUCGGGAAAUACGAAGAGGAUUGUGCUUUCUAAGUAUACGAAGAACCACAAAGUACAUCGCACUGUUAACUAUGUCCUUACUACUAUCUUGGUCUGUUCUAUCAUCGGCGUGUGGUCGUUAGGUUUUGUGCUCCAUCGGCCAUGUAAGCCGAACGCUGAGAGCUUCCAUUAUUACUCUCCUGCCCUAGAGGCCACGAAGCCUGGCUCCAGAGUUACCCGGCUCAAUCACACGGAAUGGUCGCCUUUCAGCCCAAGCCAUGAUGACCCUCUGGAGUAUGUCGAUGGCAACUGGACGGCGUUGUUACGUAUCGGCAUGAUGAGCCUCAGCGAGGAAGACCUCCACCGAACCGGUGCCUCGCCAGACACCGCCGUACGUCUCCCACCCGAGAGUGGCGGGGGUUAUCUUGCGUACCUAGCGAGCCACCACCACCUGCACUGCCUGUACCUCUUACACCAGAGCCUACACGCAGAUUACUACUCCUCGCGCAGCGUAAUUUGGGAGAUGAGCCAAGAGCGGCGACUUUCGCACUGGGACCACUGCAUCGAAUCACUACGACAGUACGUAACAUGCAACGCGGACACCACGGUGGUUACUCAUAACUGGUUUGAGAAUUAUAACCUACCGGUACCAACCCAGGGGAACCCGCGAAGAUGCGCGGAUUGGGACGCGCAUUUCCGCUGGCAGGUUGAACGCCAGGUAAACGCGCCUAAGGAGGAGCUUGUUAAACCUAAGGGCGUGGUGGAAAUGCCGAUGUUGUCGGCGAAGCCGCCGGAGGAUUACCUCGAGAUGUAUGCUUCGGGGAUCGAGCUUUAGGAUGGAGUAGGUUGUAUGCCGUGCGUAGACACCUGUUAUUGGCUCUCAUAUAUAGUGUAAGCUUUGAUGUUUGGUACCGGUAGAUUGGGUACGGAACUGAGGGGGAAUAUGCAAGGCAUUGAGGCCAAAGGACUUCUACAAUAAAACGGAAAUAAUAGAAGUUCCGAUGAAGCUGUUAAUUGGAGA